UGCAACAGCCACAGUACUUCCAGUCCCAGACCCGGACCUGGAAAUGCAACCAGCACCAGAACCAUUGCCAGCAUUGACGCCAGCGCUUGCAAACAUAUCUUCAACCCCAAUGCCAAAGGGCGCCAGCGAGCCUGAACUGGCAGAAGCAGCAGACAACCAGACCCAAGAGGCUCAGCCAGAGCCUGAAACAACACCUGGUGCACCAGCGGAGAGUGGUUCACCAGCCACGAAAACAACCUCAUCACCUACAUCGCUUCCCAAAGGACCAAGCCGAAGUCCACAGUCUGAGGAGGAACUGGUGUCUCCAACCUCCAGGAAACAGUUCCAGACUGAGCAGGAGGCAGAUGACAGCCUUCAGAAAGCUUGGGCGGCGGCAUGGAGCACCUCACUGCCUCUCAGCUCUUCUAACUGAUCCUGGUUUGUUAUAGAACAAGGGCUUUUAUAUAGGGAGACUCUUUCUGGUGGACACCAGGAAGACUGGCAUCCAC
Molecule: messenger RNA, 488 nt
Organism: Chelonoidis abingdonii (Abingdon island giant tortoise)
Lineage: Eukaryota; Metazoa; Chordata; Testudines; Testudinidae
Source: RefSeq, a predicted model, not a curated record